CUGAUUGUUUUACCCGUUUUCCCAUGUCCUUUUCGUAAACAUAAUCGGUCGUUAUACUUUCCAUUCCAUUCGUAAACAAAAACAUAUUUAUUCUCCCUCCCCUUCAAUGGAGCUUUGGAACGCCUUUCAUUCUGUUUGGUGCACAUAACCAAUUCAGUUUCCCACGACGAACGAACAAUUCUAAAAAAGAUAAAAAACAAACAUUAUCGUUUUAUUUAUUAAAGAAAAUGUCCAAAAUAACACGCAAAACAUUAGAUUUGAAGCAGUUUAUGUUACGUCAAGAAGUCUUGAAGUUAUAUCGGGAAAUAUUUCGGACAAUCAAACAAGUGCCUGAUGCCAGCAGCCAAUAUGAAUUACGAUCAUGGGCUAGACAUGAUUUCCGUACAAAUCGACAUCAAACCGAUGAAGUGGCCAUAAAAAUGCUCAUACAAGCGGGAAGACGAAGUCUCACGGAGUUGCAGACAAGUUUACGUCUGAGUGGUGUCACUACCAGCAACCCAACAAUCAGUGACAAAAAGUAGUGUUAAUUGAAAGUUUUUAAAAGAGCCGUGAAAUUAGCGAUCCAUCCCCCAAUAAUCGCAAGGACUGUGGCUCGUAUGCAAACCAACCAAUAAUCCUCACCAAGAUGUAAUAAACUUAUAUUGUUUUCCUUUAACUCUUCGUUUUUUCGUGUUUAUUAUAAAUGAUUAUAAAUAAUUAUCGCAAAAUGUUGCAAUCCUAUACAAUAGUUGUGUAUUUAACUGAUUUAAAAUAUAUUCGUUUUUGUUUUGAUUUGUUUCAGCA
Musca domestica (house fly) is the source of this 783-nucleotide messenger RNA. RefSeq names its product LYR motif-containing protein 2. Bases 228 to 521 code for a protein of 97 amino acids. The record is from RefSeq and is a predicted model, not a curated record. The transcript has 2 exons. NCBI's taxonomy places the organism in Eukaryota, Metazoa, Arthropoda, Insecta, Diptera, Muscidae. Gene Ontology annotation, cellular component: mitochondrion.